Molecule: messenger RNA, 3751 nt
Organism: Andrographis paniculata
Lineage: Eukaryota; Viridiplantae; Streptophyta; Magnoliopsida; Lamiales; Acanthaceae
Exons: 2
Coding region: 1022-1615 (197 amino acids)
Source: RefSeq, a predicted model, not a curated record
UUGAGGCUUGCUCCUGCAGUACUUUUAGGAGCAACCUUCGGGCUUGCAAAAGUUGUCCCGACGGAUCAGUUGGAAGGGGUUCUUUAAAGUCGUUGAAGAGUUUUUGCAAAUUCGACCUUGGCUUGAAGAAGGUUGUUUGAAUUGAGUCUUCCGUGGGAUCCGGAAUGAUGCCAUUCUUCUUCAGUAACAUGGUAAUAAGGGCUAGAUAUAGAAGGUUGGUCUUGUCAAAUGACUUUCCACGGGCAUACUGCAUCAUCCUCGACAAAAUAACAAAACCAAAGUUGAUGUCAGCACAAAAUUUGUCAAUGCAAAGAAGUAAUUUACCCAUCUCAUAUCCAAUGGUAGUCUCGUUGUUUGUGGGAAGAACGUUCAUUGCACAGAAACGAAACAGUCAUUGAAAUUUCAUGGUCAGUUCUGUUGCAGCCAAGCCCGAUCGUCCAAAAUCGUCGGAUUUCCAUGUCGAUAGCCGUAGUGCAACCUCUCUUCUGGAUUCUUGGAUCAAGGCAGAAGGAAAUACUUCUGGAUUGUCAGUCGGAAGUUUCAGCAGAUUGUUGAUCACUUGGGGGCUAAGCUCAAUCAUUUUUCCUCGCAUAUACGCUCUAUAGAACCAAGGACUUUCCUCAUAAAAAAGUUACAGUUACUGACAUUGUGACUCAUCGAUCUUCUGGAGAUCAAUCAAAUGAAGCAGGGAAGGAUGUUCAAAAAACCCUCAAAGAAACGCAAGAUGGUGGCCCUGAGGAUGAGAUUUCUGGAGAACAAGAGACUGAUCGCGCUGAGGAAGAAGACGUGGGAAAGGAACAAGAGGUUGUUGAACCUGAACCCCGUAAUGCUGAUGAAGAAGCCUAGUACAUUCUGAAGAAGUCCUGGAAUCUGAAAAACAGAUGAUCGAAGCGGUUGCUCCUCUCAUUCACCUUGAGGAAACCACGAUUACACAUGAAGGUGCCACUGCUGAUCCUUCUCUCUCUCAGAUGAAAGUCUCAAUACGAUUGAUAGAACUGUUGACAAACUCUUCUCUGAUCGAAUGGAACAUGAAAAUGUUGUGGUCACGCCGGCAUCACCUGAAGUGGAAACCAAGUCUGAUGAUUCCGACGAUGCUCAUCUUGCCCAACUGAAAAAACGCCAUACUGAAAAACAGAGUAAGAAAAGGAAAGUGUCUGCUGACUCUCCCGGUCCUUCAAGAAAAAGAAGCAAGCAAGUGAUUUCAAAGAAGAAACACAAGCCAAAGAAAUCAAAAUCUCGCAAGCAGAAAGUUACACCCCCAUUAGUCACGGCUGAAGAAGCGAUGGAUGUAACACAUUCUGACGAUGCUCCGGAGUUGUUCGAGUACGACAUUUUGGCCAAUCGGAAGUUGGUACCAGAGGCUCGUUUUACCGAUCCACUUCAUAAAGACGUUGGUUUUCUCACAUUCCUGAUGAUGAAAGGUCUGCGACACUGGGCAUUAUCACUCAAACGUUAUUGUCCGAAGCUAGUCAGAGAGUUCUAUGCAAAUCUCACACAAGAUGUUUUUGAUGAGGAAAGUCCUUGGUUCUAUAAAGCGUAUGUGCGAGGAAAAAUGAUUGAGCUUAGCCCCCAAGUGAUUAACAAUCUGCUGAAACUUCCGACUGACAAUCCAUAAGUAUUUUCUUCUGCCUUGAUCCAAGAAUCCAGAAGAGAGGUUGCAAUACGGCUGUCGGCAUGGAAAUCCGACGAUUUUUGGACGAUCGGGCUUGGCUGCAACAGAACUGACCAUGAAAUUUCAAUGACUGUUUCGUUUAUGUGCAAUGAACGUUCUUCCCACAAGCAACGGGACUAACAUUGGAUAUGAGAUAGGUAAAUUACUUCUUUGCAUUGAUAAAUUUUGUGUUGACAUCAACUUUGGUUUUGUUAUUCUGUCGAGGAUGAUGCAGUAUGUCCGUGGAAAGUCAUUUGACAAGACCAACCUCCCAUAUCCAGCCCUUAUUACCCUGUUACCGAAGAAGAAUGGCAUCCUUCCGGAUCCCACGGAAGACUCAAUUCAAACAACCUUCUUCAAGCCAAGGUCGAAUUUGCAGAAACUCUUCAACGACUUUAAAGAACCCCUUCCAGCUGAUCCGUCGGGACAACUCUUGCAAGCCCGAAGGUUGCUCCUAGAAGUACUGCAGGAGCAAGCCUCAAUUCGUUCCACCUUAGCAGAACAUCGGAAGAAGAUAAUUCGUGCUCUGCACCUUCACCUCAGAUUUGCCUCCGGCCCUGACGAGGAAGAGGAGAUCCCUGACUUUCUCUAAGCUUCCCAACCUUUUUUGGCAUCUGUCCACGCAAGGGGGAGAGAUGCAGGAGAGAAGGGGAAUGCUGCACCACCAAGAGAAGGGGAUACCAAGAAAGGGGAAGUUUUGUUUUUGAAUGCUUGUUGUUUGGUUAUCCACUGUCUGUUGUUGUUGUUGGACUUAUGGUUGCUGGAACCUUGGUGGACCUUAAUUCUGUUUUUGUAAAAACUGCAUGUAGCCUUAUUUGGAUCGAUGGACUGUAACCUAACCUUAACUUGUCUUUUAAUUAUGAAUUAAUUUGCUUGUGUGGGAGAUUAUCUCUGUGUGUGUGGUCACAUGUGCCAAAAAGGGAGAUAUUGUUAAAUUAAUCUCAAACCUCAACAUCUAUUUUUGGCACUAUGCCAAAAAUAGAUGUUGAUGUUUGAGAUUAACUUAACAAUUAGGAUAGAAAAUAGAUAUUUGAUACUACUUUAUCUACUUGGAAUUGGAAGUACUUUGAAUAUGGAAAUGAUUUUUUGUCUUAUUUGAAUAUUAAAGAGGAAUUGAUAUUUUAUAUUUUUACAAUUAAGUUGCGAAAUUUCAAAUAAAAGAUACUUAGCUCCGUCCAGUUAGUAAGUAUACAUAUUUCUAUUUUGGGACGUCCAAUUACAAAGUAACCAUUUUAUUAAAUACCCAUUUUUUUACAAAUAUUCCUAUUUUACAUCACAUCAUUACUUUUAUACCAAAAAAGUAAAGAUAAAAAUGUCAUUUUACUAUUUUUACCUACCCACUAUAAUUUAAAUACUAUUAUUUUUCAAAAGUAAUUGUAUACUUUUGGUUUGGACGGAGGGAGUAUGUGUUUAAUGUGUUUUUUUUUUUGUUUUUGAAAAAAAAAAAAAGAAUAUAAUGCUAAUAAAAGUUGAAAAGUACUAAUAAAAAAGGCUCAAGUAUUUUGUGGCAUUUGUUGCCCAAAACACAAUCUCUAGUUAAUUUGGAUUUGUUUGAUUAUGAUUUUAAAUAAACGUUGACGUAGUAUAUUUCUAAUAAAAAUAUAUUAUUAUUUACAAAAUAUCAAUUAAAUAAAAUUAAAAUCAAAUUCAUUCAUAGUUUGUUUUAGAUUCAAAUUUUUAAUUAGAAAUAAAUGUUACAUGGAAAAUUUAAAUAUAAAUAAAAAUAUUUUAUAAUAGAUUAUCUAUUAGUAUCAAUAUAAUAAGUGAGGAGGAAAAGACAAAAUAGCGUGGACCUUAAAAUUGACGAGACAAUAUUCGGCCAUGAUUACAUGAGAAAUUUUUUUGUAUAUAUAUAUAUAUAUAUUUCCUAAAGAAAUGUUUGUAUAUAAUAUUAAUAUGUGAGUGAUUCAAAUUCGAAGUUGUGGCAUUAUGGAGCCCGAUAUAUAUAUAUUAUUUAAAUUUAAUGUAACAAAAUUAAAAGUUAGAAUUCAUACAAUAAUAUCAAAAUCAUAGGAUUUCUUUUUUAUUUAUUUCAAAAUAAAAAAAAUGUUGUUUAAAUUAUGUAUUUUUCAAUAUAUAUUUUUGAAUAAAAUAUUAUAU